UGCCAGCAACAAUCGAACCGCCGUGCGAGCAGUAGGGGAGCAGCACAAAGAGAGCAGCAUCAGAGAGCAGCCCAGCAACACGCCGCCGACGCGAGAACUCCUCAAAAGAAGCAUGGGCCUCACAUCAAGAGACAAGCGCGACGCCUACUACCGCCUCGCCAAGGCGCACGGCUACCGCGCGCGCGCGGCGUUCAAGCUCAUCCAGAUGGAGGACACGCUUUCGUUAUUGAAAAACGCGACGCGCGUCGUGGACCUGUGCGCGGCGCCCGGGGGCUGGACGCAAGUUGUGGUGGAGCGCUGCGCCGCGGCGGUCGUCGCCGUCGACCUGAAGGACGUCGCGCCGGUCGACGGGGCGACCAUAUUGGUGGGGGACCUGACCUCGCCGCUCGUCAUCGAGCGCAUCGCUUCGACCUUGGACGGCAAGGCGGAUGUUGUAUUGUGCGACGGCGCCCCGGACGUCCUCGACCUCGGCGACGUCGACGCGCACCUCCAGCUGUCGUUAUGUAGGGCGGCCCUGGUGUGCGCGCGCAAGGUGCUCGCACAGGGCGGGAGCUUCGUCUGCAAAAUAUAUCGGGGCCGCGGCGCGGCGGCGUUCUUCGACGAGCUGCGGCGCGAGUUCGCCGACGUGCUCUGCGCGAAGCCGCGCUGCUCGCGCCACGCGUCCGUCGAGGCCUACGCCGUCGGGCGCGGGUUCGGGCGCGCUUCCGAUGCCACGGGCCCGGUCCCCUUCGUCGCGUGCGGCGGCGCGGACGCGUUCGACGCCGACGCGUCGUAUGCGCUGGAGGAGGACUACGUCUACCGCGACCCGGUCCAGGCGCCGCUGCGGCCGCCGCACCUCGUCGGCGUGCCGACGCCGCCGCCCGCGCCGACGGCGCGGCGCGCGGCGCCCGCGGUCGCGGCGCGGCCGCCUCGGCGGCGGGAGGCGUUGGCUUGUGAAGGGGCGCCGCCUCCGGCUUCGGAUGCGGGCGGGUUGGGGGCGUGGUUUUUGUAA
Messenger RNA from Pelagomonas calceolata, 991 nucleotides. The record is from the annotation of a GenBank genome assembly. Lineage: Eukaryota; Pelagophyceae; Pelagomonadales; Pelagomonadaceae.